This is a messenger RNA of Polyodon spathula (Mississippi paddlefish), 1578 nucleotides long. RefSeq names its product rho guanine nucleotide exchange factor 33-like. The transcript has 7 exons. Gene Ontology annotation, molecular function: guanyl-nucleotide exchange factor activity. NCBI's taxonomy places the organism in Eukaryota, Metazoa, Chordata, Actinopteri, Acipenseriformes, Polyodontidae. The annotation marks the transcript as partial. The record is from RefSeq and is a predicted model, not a curated record.
ACAAGAGACAGAAUGCUGCUUUGGAGCUGCUGGAAUCUGAGAGAGUGUAUGUGUCCUACCUGUCAUUAUUGCUAAAGGCCAAUAUUCAUUUUAAUGGAUCAGAAGCAAUACGUGCCAAAGAUAAAAGACCCUUCCCCAGUUCUCUGAAAUUCCUUAUACAACAACAUCUGAAUUUGCUUCACAUUCUGCAAGACCGAGUCUUGAAAUGCCAGUGGCAAGGCAUCAUGGGGGAUAUAUUUAUGAAGUUAACAAGCAAGGAGAGUGAAUUCCUUGAUUACUAUAAUGCAUAUCUGAACGAGUUGCCUGAAUGUCUUUCUGUUGUGAACAUGUACUGCUCCAGCUCCUGCAAAACCACAAGCCUUUUUGAGGGAGAGGUCUCAAGGGAGGAGCAUCAACCUUCCCUACACUCCCUGCUCCUUCAGCCAGUGCAGCGUAUCCCAGAAUACCUUUCACUAUUACAGAACUUGUUGAGACACACUGAUCCAGAGCACCCUGAUUACUACUUGUUACUGAUCUGUAUCCAGCAGCUCCAAUCCUUCGUGUCCCAGAGCAGUCAGCUGCUUCAGUAUAAUGAAGCCUUGUUGACUCAGGACAGGAAAGACUUAAAGAGGUCUUCAUUAAAACAGCUUUGCAAGUCUACUGACUGCUCCAGGGACUGGGGAGUUCAGUCUGAAGAGAUAGGACCCACAUUCACUCCUAGCUCUGCAGUAAUACCAAGGAUAACCCAGGUAAAGAGAAGCAAGCAAAAGUUAUUGGAACAAAUCCAAUGCACAAGACCACAUGACUGGCUGUCAGACAGCAGGAAGUACGACAAAGGAGAGAGUCUCAACCAAGAGGCACUUUACAGCCCUGACAUUGAACAGAGAUUGAGAUUGCUCACUCUGCAGGUUAUCUCCGAGACUGAGCUAGAGAGUGGUUCCCUGGAGCACCUGCCCUGCAAGAAAUCCCCCUGCAGCCCCCUUGGUGCCCUCCAGGCCAGCAGCAAGAGUAUUUCCGACUACGACAGCUUCUUGCUCCAGGAGGAACCGCUGGGCCUGGAGAGCCUGUGUGAAGAAGACGGGGAUUCUCUCCAGAAUGCGUCUCUCUUUGAUAACUGCUCCACUGCCUCCUCGGACUCCAGCCUGGACAUCGCCUUCAUCAGCACCAAGAACUACACCAGCGGGUCCUGCGUGCUGGGCUGUCAGCUGUCAGGGAGGACCCUUUUCUCUCCAGAGGACCCAGGCCUCUACAGGCACAUGGAUGUCCAGGCUGUUCAGAGGAAAAGCAAGUCACUGAACAGCCUCCAGCUAGACAGCACCUGCACCGCAUCUGAUGCUGACAACUUCAAGACCGCACCUGGUAACAGCCCACAGAGUAACAACAGUGGAGGCAGCCAGCACAUCAAGCUGGAGACGCCUGCCCCCAAGGGGCCUGCUGCACGAAAACCCCAGAGAAGCCUCAACCCCCCUCAGAAACGGGAGACCAAAAACCGAGCAGCUGCAGAAGAAGAAUCGUCAAGGGGGGAAUCAGACAAGGUAAAUAGUUCUCGCUCCCAAAAUGUUGGUUAUUAUUUUUUGUUAUAGGCUUAUAGAUUUACUU